This is a messenger RNA of Pantherophis guttatus, 11754 nucleotides long. RefSeq names its product G protein-coupled receptor 158 (gene GPR158). The record is from RefSeq and is a predicted model, not a curated record. Gene Ontology annotation, biological process: G protein-coupled receptor signaling pathway. Gene Ontology annotation, molecular function: G protein-coupled receptor activity. Lineage: Eukaryota; Metazoa; Chordata; Lepidosauria; Squamata; Colubridae. Gene Ontology annotation, cellular component: membrane.
UGUUUCUCCCUUCCUCCUCCCAGAGAUUCAGCACUGGACAGCUCCCUUCUGCUCACCUAGUGGCUGCCUCGUGAUUGACAGCUGAGGCGGCCAUAGAGCGCUCAAGGCAUUCGGAGCUCACCUAUAAGGGCGAGUUGCGGAAGGGAGGGGAGGUAAGAAGGGGUUGGCCAUGUGGGGCAGAGCUGUCUAGUUAACAGGCGAGGAAGGAGGGGGAGUUGAGGCUGAGCUGGGAAAGCCCGGCGCUCCGGCCAGCGGGCAUCUGCCCCCGAAAAACAUCCCCUCCUAGAAGUCCCGCACGGCCCUGCCACUCUCGCUCCAUCCCUCUCCUUCUCGGCUGCCCGGUGCACGAACCGCAGAUCUCUCCUGUCCCCUUAGGGAGCGAUGCCCGGAGACGGCGAGAGCCAGUCUGGAUGCUUCGCGCGGCUGGGUAGCGAAGCGGGAGGACGCGCCGCUUGAUCGAGAAUGGAGCAGCGGCGGCAGCAGCGAGAGGAGGACCGCGAAGCAGGUCUUUAGAAUACCUUCUGAGAGCGUUGUCAGCGGCGGAUGGGGGAUAGAAAGACACAAGCGGGCCAACGGUAGCUUCUCCCUGUAGCCAGGCGCGAUGUAACCUGGUCUCUGAGCCAAGCGCCGCCUGCAUAAUUGCCAGAACUUGCCCCACCAGAGAAAGCUCGCUGGACCGUUUCUACAGGUGAUUCAGAUUAUUUUCCCCCUCCAUAUCUCCUCCCCCCCCCAAUCCCCAAGUUCACUUGGAGCAUCCUGCUGCACGAAUUUUGCUGUCUUGUCUUUUUGCCAAUGCUGUUGAAGUAGUCACAUUCUUAAAACAAAUUGGAAGUUGGGAACUUGAGGCAAGACGUUUUCCUUAGCUGAGUGGAAAAGAUGGAUUUGCUGUGGCUUCUUCCCAUCUUACUCCUUGCUCACUUGGGGUAUGUGAUUGAUGCCAACCAAGGACCAAUGGAGCCUGGUAAAGGGAAAGCAAUGAAGGAGAAGCCAUCUGUUUAUAAUCAUGGCAAGAAGGCAAGUGUUGCUUUCUCUCCUUGGAGCAGAUCGAGGGAAGAAAACCUAGUCUUGGCCCAGAGAUUAUCCCAGGAGAUCCCUCAAAAUGUGGCUUCAUUCCUGUAUACUGGUGAUUCUUGGGAACUGAAGCAGGCCAACUGCUCUGGGCGCUAUGAGCUGACUAGCUUGGCUGGAAAGUCUCGCUUGGCCUCACACCCCUCACUGCACGGAGCUCUGGAUACUCUCCUCCAUGCAAUCAACUUUCUCAACAUGAUACUGCAGAGCAAUAAAUCCCGUGAACAGAACUUGCAGGAAGACAUUGAAUGGUACCAAGUUUUGAUCCGAAGCCUGAUGGAAGGAGAUCCCAACAUCUCCAGGGCUGCCAUCACCUUCAGCCUAGAGCCCAUGUCCUCUGUCCCUCAGAUCUUUCUCCAAGCCAGUCGGCAGAAUAGCCAGAUCCUGCUGCAGGACUUAUCUUCAGUGGCUCAUCAGUUGGCCAAUGUGUCUAGUGAAACUGAGUGGUUCCAUAGUCUGAAACGCAAGUGGAGGCCACAUCAACAUCGAAAGGUCUCAAAUCCUGGCUCUAAGGCCCAGGAAGGCAACUUGAAAAAAAGAAAUGGUCAUCACCCUGCAGAGAAAAGUCAUAUCAAGUUGUCCUCCCCAUACCUGGAGUGUGAAGAUGGAAAUUACAAGCCUACCUGGCUAGUCACAUUGUCUGCUGCUUUUUAUGGGUUGCAGCCAAAUCUCCCUCCUGAAUUCAGGGGUGUUGUGAAAGUCGACAUAAAUCUACAGAAAGUGGAUAUUGAUCAAUGUUCAAAUGAAGGGUGGUUUUCAGGAACUCACACAUGCAAUUUAAAUAAUACUGAGUGUAUACCAAUUAAAGGCCUGGGAUUUGUGCUUGGAGCCUACUCAUGCAUUUGUAAGACUGGAUUCUAUAAUCCCAAAAUAUUUUCAAUGAACAUCUUUCACAGGAAGAAUGCUGAGAGCCAUUUUACUAGGAGUGAGAUGGCUGAGGAUUUGUACACCUGCUUGCCCUGCAGGGAAGGAUGUUCUGACUGUACAGAUGAUACUCCCUGCUAUGCACAGGAGGACCACUAUUUACGACUUGCUAUCAUUUCCUUCCAAACUCUCUGUAUGCUAUUGGACUUCAUAAGCAUGCUGGUGGUCUACCGUUUUCGCAAGGCAAAGAGCAUCAGGGCAUCUGGACUUAUUCUACUAGAGUCUAUCCUAUUUGGAUCACUGCUUCUUUAUUUUCCGGUUGUCAUUUUGUAUUUUGAGCCAAGUGUUUUUCGGUGUAUUCUCCUAAGGUGGGUUCGUCUUCUGGGAUUUGCUACAGUUUAUGGAACAGUCACACUGAAGCUGCACAGAGCUCUGAAGGUGUUCUUUUCUCGAACAGCUCAGCGCAUUCCAUAUAUGACAGGUGGGCGAGUGAUGAAGAUGCUGGCUGUGAUGUUUUUGGUUGUGGUGUGGUUUCUGACAGGCUGGACUUCAGCAGUCUGUGAAAACCUGCAACGAAAUAUUUCACUCAUCGGCCGAGGGCAAACAUCAGAUCAUCUGAUCUUCAAUAUGUGCCUGAUAGACCGGUGGGAUUACAUGAUGGCUAUUGCUGAAUUUUUAUUUCUCUUAUGGAGCGUUUAUCUCUGCUAUGCAGUGCGGACAGUACCCUCGGCGUUUCACGAGCCACGUUAUAUGGCUGUUGCAGUUCACAUUGAGCUCAUUAUCUCUGCUAUAUUCCAUAUAAUUAGGUUCAGUCUUGCUUCAAGACUCCAGUCUGAUUGGAUGCUGAUGCUAUUCUUUGCACACACACAUUUGACUGUGACAGUCACUGUUGGGUUACUUCUGAUUCCAAAGUUUUCCCAUUCAAGCAACAAUCCGCGAGAUGAUAUGGCUACUGAAGUCUAUGAAGAUGAGCUCGACAUGGGUAGAUCUGGAUCUUAUCUGAAUAGCAGUAUCAAUUCAGCAUGGAGUGAACAUAGUUUGGAUCCAGAAGACAUUAGGGAUGAAUUGAAGAAAUUGUAUGCCCAGUUGGAGAUCUAUAAAAGGAAAAAAAUGAUCACCAAUAAUCCACAUCUCCAGAAAAAGAGAUGCUCAAAAAAAGGUUUGGGUCGCUCAAUCAUGAGACGAAUUACUGAAAUUCCUGAGACUGUCACUAGGCAAUGUUCACGGGAGGAAAAAGAUUUUCUGGAACACGGGAGUUCCAAAAACAUUGCCAUGGCAAGGAAAAAUCCACCAGAUUGUAGUGGACCCAUCAAACCAAAAGAGGAAUCUUUGAGAAACAGAGUUUUCUCCUUAAAAAAGUCCCACAGCACCUAUGACCAUGUCCGAGACCCAACUGAAGAUUCAAAAAGCUUAACCACAGAAAGUGGGGAGGUUAUUUCAACUGCAGAGACAUCAUUAUUGGAUUCUCUUUCUGAAAACAAAGCAACUCAAAAACCUGUAGAAAAAACUGAAGCUGGGUCUAUCGAAAAUGUCCCCUUGGUGUGUAAAUCUAUGAGUGCUCACAACUUAAGUGCAGAUAAGAAACCUCUCCAUCCAAAAACAUCCGUGUUACAGAAAUCACUUAGUGUUAUUGCCAGUGCCAAAGAGAAAACUGUGGGGUUAGGAGGGAAAACACAAAAUGAAGAAAGUGUCAAGCCUCAAAAGUCUCAACCAAAGAGCAAAGAGAUCAGCAAAAAGCACUCCAGCUCUGAAAAGACUGACCAUAAAGAUUCCUAUCGAAGAAAUUCAACCAAAGCUGAAGAGUCAAAGAAGCCUCAUAAAUCUGGGAUAAUGAAACAACAAAAGUCCAUUCUUGAUGCAGGAGCUGGUAAAUGCCUGCUGAAGACAAGUGUUGACAUAGAAGAAAUUUGUCCUUGGGAAAUGUAUGACCAGACUCCAGAGAUAGGACUUUCUGAUUCUAAAAUUCAAAAGCAUGUCUCUAUUGCUUCUUCUGACUCAGAGACCUUCCACCCUUCUCCAACAAAGGACCAGUCUCAACUUAAAACUACUGAAGUGUACCAGAUACCGCUUCAAAAGAGAACCGAGAAAGGUGACGUGAGUCCUUGGGAGAUUCAAGAAGAACAUGAGGUGGAAGAAGAAAAAAAUUGGAGUCCCAAAGCUCUGCAAGAAAUUUCUGGGACUAAAAGUGAAAAUAUUAGUAGCAAACAUUAUACAGAGACUAUUUGUGCUGAAGAUUCCAAGGACAUGACCACCAAAGCAAUCAUUCAAACCACAGAGAAAGAUUUUACCAAUAAACUAGGAAUUCAGACAAAACAUGCAUCUUCCUCUCCACCAGGGAAUGCAUUUCCUUCUAAUCCUGCUAGAUCGGCAACUAAUAAUUCACAGAAACCUUUAAUGUCUCGUGUGGAAAUCUGCCCUUGGGAAUUCGAGGGGCCAGAAUUAUCAAAAGCAGAAAGAAACACAACUUUAUCAAACACAACCAACUUAAGCUCAAAUAAAGCAGAGGUGCAUCAGAAAUAAGAAGACAGACUGUGAAAAAGAGAUGCCACAGAAGAAAGGGAGGGGAGAGGAGGAGUGGGGGGGCUAAAGUUAGUACAACCUGCAAAUUCUUAAAGAAGCCUCAUUUCACCAGAGAUGCACAUAGGAACUAAGCAAAAAUCGAUUUGUCUUUUCUUUGUUCUUGAGUGCCAACAACGUUAUCAGUGCAAUUCAGGACAUGAAGUCCCUUCGUGCCCCUAACAAGUUUACAUUUCAGAUGAGGGAAAAAAAUAUGCCUUUAGUAAUUUUUUCUUUCUUUCUUUCUUUUGUAAAAUAUGUGGGGUUGGCAAGAAGACUAUCUUAACAUUCGUUACACUAGUCCUUAAGACUACGAUUGGUUUAACACGGGCAGAAAUUCACUCUAUACUAAAAACCCUCACAAAAGGCGUAGAAUCAGAUAAAUCUUGAAACUAGCCUUCCCAAACCUGGAACUCUCCAGAUGUGCUGGACUUCAAUUCCAUAAUGCCCCUCCAAGGAAGGUAAGAGAUGGUGCUGACUAGGAAAUUAAAGGGUUGAAAUGUGCCCUGUGAUGAUAGGGCAGCCUCUUUUGAAUGCCUCAUAGCCUUGAUUGGAAGAGGCUAUCUCCCACCUGGGUUAAAGAAACAUUGUCAAUCCAGUUAGCUGUUAGGCAUGAAAAUAGGGAGCAGUGCCCUACUCUUUGAGACAGCAAUGUAUUCAGCCUGAGUUCAAGACAUCUGGAGAGCACCAGCUAGAGAAAAAUCUAACUUUUUAACAUCUGGAGAUAGCUUGCGUACCCAUUCCAGAAAUUAUAUUUUUUCCUCUCUUUAACCUCAAUGGCACAGCUAACUUAAUGCAUUCCCUUAAUUAGAUUUUUAUAUAACGGCUCUGUUUUUCUUAUGAACGUAUGUAUGUGGUUGUGUCUCAUAUUAAAGCAUUCCAGUUUGUAUAAUGUUUGCAAAUAACUUUGAUAUGGUUAUAUGACACAACACAUUUAUGCAACCUGCAGAUAUCUAAAGUUGCAGUCUUCAAAAAAUAAAACACCCUGUGCUAGGUCUUUGUUUAUUUCAAACCCCUCACCUCCCACCUGUAAGGUCUUAGCAGCUUAUAAGAAAACACUUUUUGUCAUGAUUUAUAUUGGGGUUUGCUAUUUUAAUUGUUAUUUUUAGUUAUGACUUUAUGUAGUAAUUCAGGGGUUUUUAUAUGAGAUAUAUUUCUUGUCCAUAAAUGAUAUAUACUAGCAGAAGCUAUAUUUCAGAUUAAUCACAAUCCUAAUUAAUUUAUUACUGCUAGAUGCUUAGAAAUGAGGGCACUAUUCUAAAAUAAAUCUGGGGAUAAUGUUUCUGUUGUUACUUUAGAAAAUUGGGAAAAGUUAUUUAACAUUCCAAGAGUUCGACUUUAAUCCUAAUGAUUUUGCUUGGUGUCUUACACUAUGUUGAUUUGAAAUCAUAGAGGAAAUGCUGGGAGGUAGGAAAAAAUAUAUUCUGAUUAGUGUGAAUAGUUUUUCCCCCCCUCUUCAUUGCUGUCCAAAUUCAUUUUAGAAAGAGAGACUAAAUGAUUAUGAUUAAAUGUGUAUUGUACUGUUAAACUAAAGUGAGGAAGUAGGGGGGGAAACACUAACCGACAUGCACUAUUACUACAUCACUUGUCAUGCACUUGUACAGGUGUGUCUUAUGCAUGUUUACUUUGAAAUAAACCCUACUGAAUUCAGUAUGGUUUACUUCCGAGUAUAUUAGCAGAUGAUGCAGUGUUCUCUUAAUCUGCAUCGUUUAAGUAAUUCUUUAUUUUUAGUCACUUUAUAGCACUUUUAAUAUUCAGGUAUACUUAAAGUGAAGAGUCUACCUUAUUGGCACACCCCACUUUAAUCUAAGAUUGCCAGGUCCCACCCUGGAGAUUGUAAGUUUUGCUUGUUUAAAGCCCCCAGCCUCUUCUUACUCUCCUGUUGUAAGGAGGAGCCCAGUUUUGCCUUAUGGUAUGUGGUGUAGUUUAAGGACAAAAUUCUGCUGCUGAAUUUCUUUCUUGACUAAAAAUGUUGCACUCAACCGUGUAUCAAGCUGAGGGAGCAUUGCCAGGUUUGAUUCGUUUAGAAUGAGAGCAUUGAAAAGUUAAAGAAUGUCUUUAAAUGGGGAUGGGAAAGGAAUUCCUGCAAGGUGGAAGAUUUUCCAGAGUAAUAUAGGCAACCCAUCAAGACUGCAUUGCAGACUUCCACUAAUUCUAGCCAAAAAUGUAGAGCUGUUGUGUUUUCAAAAACCUGUUUUACACAUUUGGCAUUUUAUUUAUCCCUUUCUGUUUAACUGGGGAGACCUCAUCUUCAUCAAACUCUGAUGAAUAUCUUAUUGAAAUCCACCAAGGAAUUCCUAGCCUAUCAGAGAACAAAGUUUCAGCUCCUGUUGACUAAAUAACUCAUGACUUUUCUGGUUUGCUCCCUCACAAAAAUAGUUAUCAAGGGAGAGUUGUAAUAUUAUUAUUUUUUUUAGAAAUGUUAUCUUUUUGCUUCUUCUUCUUUUUUUUUGUAAUGGAAUGCAUGAUAUGGCAUCAUUACUCUGCGUAAUGCUCAGGUCCCAUGAGAUAACAUUAUGUGAUGUGAGACAAGAAUCAAGUUGAAUCAGUUAAUGGUGCAGGGAUGUUGCAUCACUUACUGUUUGCACAAAGCAUUAAAGAAUAGAGGGGGAAAGAAGCACGGAUGAGAGGAGCUUUCAGCCUCUUACCGGCUUCAAUAAAAUUCGGUUCUACCAUUAGGCAGAAUGGGGCAGAUGAACUGAGUGGCAGAUCCUUGGAGUGAGCCACAUUAUCUGCCUUGCUUUCUUUCAACUGAUUUCUUGCCUUCAGGUGUGAAGAUGCUGUCCCAUCACCAGAGCUGAAGGUGGAGUCAGCUGCCAGUUAUUCAGUGUUGCUACAUGGAAUGAGAAGAGUUCAUAUUAUCCUUCAUUCAAGUAUCAGUGACUGGUUUGCCUAUGACUCAAGUCUUGAUUUGGAUCUCUUAAAGUAACAGUCAUGAUGAUUCCCCCAUUCACAUCAUAUGAAAUAAUAAUCAAAUCUAUGCAGUGAAUAACACUAGCUUUUAAGCUGCAUCUCCUUAAUCCUUGCUUUGAUAGGGAGAUGAUCUGAAAGCAUAUGAUGCAGUGCCACUGCUGAAGCUAAGCAGGUCAACUCUUGGACACUUCAUGGAUGGGAGAUAGCCAGAAAUAAUUGGUACAUCCCCCCCCCCCCACACACACAACUUGGCUCUGCCAUAAAAAUGUGCAUACUGUGCUCAAUAUGUAUUAUUUUAUUUAUGUUGAUGAGAAGGUAAAGCUGGAGAUGAUCAUGUAAACAGAUCUGUUACUAAUUUCUAGCUAAUUAACAUUUUGAAUUGAAUUGAAUGUUAUCUCAAGAAUAAAUUAUGCAUCAGCCAGGCAAAGAUAAGCUACAGUGCAAGAUUGUGUAAAGAAUAGUCCAUACUUAUACAAUUACUGAUUACACAUAACAGAAUAUUUAUUUAUUUAUAUAUUUAUACAGAAAUUCAUAUUCUGUUUUGGACAACGAAAGGACUAAAAGCCAUAUCAUAUGAUACUCUGGUUAUAAAUGCAACCCUAAUUAUAGAAUCAAAUAUAGAUAAGAUGCUUGAUACUCCCAAUGAUUUUAGCAUCUGUUGCAUAACUGGAUUAUUCCAUAUGUGCUCAUCUGAAUUGAAGAGGGAUAAACAUCUGUGACAUAAUACUCUGGGUAUUAUUGGUCAAUAAAAUUACAUAAUUCCUAACCUAUACCCAUGUUGGAUAAGAGUUGGAAUUCAACAAUUGGAGCAAGAAAUAAACCUAGCCUUGCCUAAGAACAAGCUAGUGGCAAAUAUGAUUAAAACAACAACAACAUUCAUUUCAAAGGGAGUUAAUUUAAAAAAGAAAAUCAUUUUGGUCUGUGAAGCUCCAACUGCAAUUGAAGCUCCAACAUCAGAAAAAGAUUGGAAUUUCUGAACUGUAUAGUCAAUUAUAUUAUUCAUUGCUAUAAAUGGUUGCCCAUAAUAUCCAUGUGAGCCCAUUCCCUCCUCCCAUUCAAGUGAUUUUAGAGUGGUAUGGGGAGCGGUAUGCUGAUUAGGGCUAUGUGAGAGAAAUGCACUUUAAUUAUUUUUCCAUAAAGUUCUGAUAGAACUUUUAAAAAUUCCAGGGAAUCAAUUCAGGGAAAUAUAGUGUACAAUUUGGCUAAAACUUCAUAAAACCUCAGAAGUCUGCUUUUUUCUUGUAAACCCUCACCCCUUAGCAUGAAUACAGUACACUCACUCGUUAUAAUAAAUAAUUUGCAAAACUUAUUAUAUAGGAAAAACUAUAUAAUAGGAAUAUUUUAUAGGAAAAACUUUUUGUUUUGGACAAAAAGUUUUUCCUAUGGGCUAUGAAAUACAGUACCAGUCUCAGAGAGUAACAGGACAACAAGGAAUUGUCAUGAUUAAGAAUGAGCAGAAGGAAAAGAGAAAAGUGCAUUUUAGUCUGUAUCUGCUUCCCACUAUCAAACACCUUCCAGCUAUGUUGGGUCACAAUCCAAUAUGGAUAUCCAAUAUCCAUAUUGGAUUACAGAUUGUAUUCCAAGAUACCUGGAAGGAAUCUAUUUUCUUGAGGCCGAUUGCUCUGUGUAAGACUGGUGAAGAGCUCAGAAUCACAGCCACACCUACUCCAAGACCAGAGGACAAAUUAGCAAGAAGAAAUGUACAGAAAUAUGUCAGGUGGGGAGAUUUUCACAAUAACAGUGCAAUUCAACUUGCCUUCAGGAGUGUAUAUUUUGCAUUUCAAAACUCUAGCUGAAGCCUUUUUUUAAAAAAAAAAACACAAAUGAAAUAGUAUUUUUCUUAAUUUACAAAAAUAUAUGUUAUAAAAUAGAACAUGUUGACAUUUUGAAAAGUAAAUGAUAACAUAAAGAUAAAAUAUAUCAUAUAGGGAAAAUAUAAGUUCAAGAAUCCAAAUGAAAUCUUCUGAAGAUAAGGAGUUUAAUAGGUAGGAGGAAAUAAUUUUUCUUUAAUUGUAACAGAAAUUCAGCUUUCUCAGUAGAGGAGCAAAUUACUUAAGGAAACUAAAUAAUAUGACUAUUACCUAUCUUUUUCAGAGUUAUAAUGAAAAGCAUAGUUUCUAUCAAGGAUGUCUGCAGAGAAACAAAUGUGUAUCAUGAUAUUAUUUGCAUUGUUGUAGCUUGUAGCACACAUCUAUGGAUACUACCAGGAUGAAGGGACUAGCUUAAUAUUGUGCCUAUGUGAAAAGCUAAUUGAAUGUUAAGGACCUCUUAAUACAUUACUGUUUGCUAACAUGAAUGUUAUAGUUUACAUUUGAUUCUCAGUGUGUUUUAGCACUGAGACAGACUAGCAAUUAUGAAGAUUGAGACAUAUACCAAACAAUCAUGAGAACAUUAUCUAGAUUUUGAAAUUCUGUUGAUUCUCUGUUUUUUUAUCCUAUGCCCCAUUUCUCUAUUCCAGUUAUAAUAUCUAAAAUUACAACCAGAUUUUAAGCAAGAUCACUUUCCUCAUAUAUUUUUCCUUCCUUAAUAUUUUUAGUUUGCACCAAUGUACCUGGUAUAAACACGAUUACCUACGAUUGUGUAGAUUCUGUGCAGCUACACUGCACUAAAGUAAACAACAUGGUUACAGUUUAAUUGCAUUAAGAUGCUUUGAUAUGUAAUAUGCUGCUAAUAUUAUGUAUUCUUUGUUACAGAUAAAAAGUGUAUAAAUUGAACCUACAUAUGAAUGCACAACCAUAUCUUGUUUGCUUUCUGAUAGUUUUAUUGAUUCUUAAAUCCAGGGAAUAACUUCAAGAUCACUUGAUUUUAAAGUGGCUUAUAAAUGCAUUUAUGUGCAUUGAUUGUGUUGAGGAUAUCAAGGAAUCAAUUAUUGUUGAAGCAAAUAAUAUAUGUAUACUUCUCUCUAUCGGAUUCCAAAUUAAUAGUGUUAGAAAUAAUAGAGUUCGUAAUUAAUAAACCCUAUUUUGAAAUGACAAAUAAAUUAAGAAUUCUAGAAUUUAAAUACAAUUUUAAACUAUUCUUUAUUACUUCUGUCCAUUUUCUUAUGAUUUAGAGACUGGCCCAAACCAUAGUCCAAUUUUUGAAACCCAGUCUGUAACACUUUUAUUCAACUCUUGAUUCAGAAUAAUUUAAUGGGAGGGAUAGUUUUACAAGGAUUGUCAUUGUCAAAGACUACUGAUAUUGACAUAGGUCCUACAGGUGCCACUGAAGAUAACAAAUGACUCUGUAAUGGCAAAUAGACUUUAAAUACCUGUAUGUCUUAGUUAAUGUCUUGAUUUGUGACCUUUCAAGGAAAUACUAAUAUUAGUAUUUAAUCUCAUGAAAUUAAAUAUCACUUGAAAGUCAUGACAGGUUGUUGCUUCUAUCUCUUCCAGUUCGAUCUACUUACAUAAAAGUUAGGCUGAAAGUGACAGUGCAGAGGAACUCAAGGGCAGAUUUUGAUAAUGCCUACUUUUCUUCUGGCACUUAAAUAAGUUUAUGCCACUUUAAUCAAACCAUCUAUUAGCAUGGGAUUGGUUUACUCAAGCUGACUGCAGAAAUCUCUGAAAAAUGAAAUGCUGUGUCACGUGAUCGCUGUGAUACAGCUAAGAGUACUUAAAUUUAUAAGUACAUUAGAAAGCAAAAGAAAACCAAACGUACAGACUUAAUAAUAUCGUGCAUUGUUACAAGCCUAUUAGAAGCAUUGAUAUCUUCUGGCAAACCUAAAUUAUCCUACUCAGUAACCCAUUAUCACAGAUUCUUCUCCACCAGCAUCUCUUAGUUAGUGGCUUAGUUGUCUCCCUACCCACCAACCUUUCUGGAGUUCCACAGAUUUUCUGCCAAGGCAGAGGCAACUCUGGAGACAAGGUGUUUUUCAGCUGAUUUGUAUAGACCACAUAUAAUCAUUUGCUAAGUUGCCUUUCUGAAAAUGCAUGAGCAGACUGCAUUUCUUGUUUUGAAGACAUGGUUUCUAGAAGCAUAGAUUUAUAUCAAUCUUAUUAGACCUGUAUAUUUUAUGCAAGAGGUACAUGAUUUAAAGUAGAAAAGUAAGUUUCCCAUUGUCUGCUUUGGUGUCAUUAUGAAUCUAAAAAACAAACAUUGGUUUUAUAUUUGCUGUUCUCCUUCGCAUGCACAACGAUGACAGAUAGGCCUGAGAAAACACUGCCUUUUGACUUUGACUAUUGUAGCUACUAAGAGUUGUAGAAUAAGUAAAGCUGUAUGUCUGUUCACUUUAGUCUGUGGUAUUUCUGGAAAAAAAUGUAAUCUAGCAAUCAACAGCAUCCACUAUGAACUAUUUGAUAGAUUUAUGUAGUAAUGUAUCCCAGCAUGUAAAUAUAAUGUCUCUGCAAUAAAACACAUUUAUAUGAAAAGAAA